Messenger RNA from Boleophthalmus pectinirostris (great blue-spotted mudskipper), 1630 nucleotides. It is a transcript of the gene orai1b, whose product is annotated as ORAI calcium release-activated calcium modulator 1b. Gene Ontology annotation, molecular function: store-operated calcium channel activity. Bases 499 to 1170 code for a protein of 223 amino acids. Gene Ontology annotation, biological process: store-operated calcium entry. The record is from RefSeq and is a predicted model, not a curated record. The transcript is spliced from 2 exons. Gene Ontology annotation, cellular component: membrane. NCBI's taxonomy places the organism in Eukaryota, Metazoa, Chordata, Actinopteri, Gobiiformes, Gobiidae.
UAUAUGUGUAGAAUAUGUGCAGCUGUUGAAUAUGAUCUUGCUGAAGAUCAAGAUGUUAUGAAGGGUUUGCCGUUUCAUUCAUUGUGGUACUUGCAGUUUGUGCGUGACACGCAUCACGUGGUUAGUAAAACAGACAACAACUAUGUGCUGUAUAAAAGAAAAUUGUAUUACUAAACCAGGAACAGGAGAGUUAUUAUACUUAAAACACAAAUUAUAUCUUUGUUAUUACUGAGUAGCUAGCUUGUUUUAGCGGAUGUUCCUUUGGGCGCAGGGGAUUAUGGGAAAUGUAAGGUGCAGACAACAGUGUCAGUGCAGCACGCUGUGAACGGCUGCUGCUGCUGGUAGUGAAAAAAUAGCUUUCUCUGUCAGCUGGCAAGGUUAAGUGUCUUGUCAGUGUAGCCUGUUAGCAUGCUGAAAGUCUGUUUUGGUUGUGUUUGGUAAAGGUAGCGAAGGAAAUACGCUUGAUCGGCCAGUCUGGAAAUUUAUGAGAAGGAGAACAUGAGUCUCAACGAGCAUUCGCUCCAAGCACUUUCCUGGAGAAAGCUCUACCUCAGCCGCGCUAAACUCAAGGCUUCAAGUCGAACAUCGGCGCUUCUCUCUGGAUUUGCUAUGAUAGCCAUGGUGGAAGUACAGCUGGACAACAGUUACCCAUACCCCCCUGCUUUGCUCAUUGCCUUUAGUGCCUGCACCACUGUGCUUGUAGCCGUCCACCUGUUUGCUCUUAUGGUGAGCACCUGUAUUCUACCCAAUAUAGAGGCUGUCAGCAAUGUCCAUAACCUGGACUCUGUGAAAGAGUCUCCACAUGAACGGAUGUACAGACACAUUGAACUUGCGUGGGCUUUUUCAACAGUUAUUGGCACCUUGUUGUUUCUGGCUGAAGUGGUAUUACUUUGUUGGGUAAAAUUUUUGCCAAUCAAACCCAACAAAUCUAACAACAAUACCGUUUCAUCUGGUGUUGCUGCUGCAAUUACGUCCACUUCAAUUAUGGUCCCAUUUGGGCUAGUAUUCAUUGUGUUUGCAGUGCAUUUCUAUCGCUCCUUAGUGAGCCACAAGACUGACAGACAGUUUCAAGAGCUUGAGGAGCUAUCAAAUCUUACCAGAUUACAGAACGAGUUGGACAAUAGAGGGGACUCAUCCAUCCUACAGUCUCCCUCUUCACAUUUCCCUUAAAGAAGAAACAAAGAACCUCUUGUGUACCUACAAGCCACUUUUCAGAUUUUUUGAAAGAUUGAUUACAUAGUACUGCAAAUAAUGCAUGUAUUACAGUUUUUAAUCAAAUAACACAGAGUUGUCAUAAUUGAAGUUUAUCAAAAGUCUUAAGUUGUUUUUUUGUGUUUUUUUAUAUGUAACUUGUACUGUAACAGAAUAUCUGAAAUAAUAUCAGCUGCUUGCUAUUUUCUUAUCGCACACUAUUGAAAGAUUACUUUUUUAUUAUUUGUGUUUUAUGAACCACAUUCAUUUAUUAUUGUGUUUGUAGUAUGUGAACAGUUUAAUAUUAUAAUUGCAUGUUAUUUGAAAAUAAUUACAACAUAUGCUAAAGAGCAGUAUUAUUAACAUAAUAAGGGUACUUAACUUUCAUUUCACUUUUUUCUUUUUGACAAAGUACAUGUGAAAAACACAUUAACACAUU